AUGUCGGACCACGUGCCCACAGAGGGCAUCCUACAGCGACUCCUCCAUACUCAAGCCUGGCCGUCGAGUGUUGCCUCGUCUCGACUCUCAUCGUCCAUGACCCAUCGCAACCUCCUUUUCGCCCCGGUGCACUCGAGCGCAUCCACGCAAAAUGGGCGACGCAGCCACAACGUGGACGCCAGCUUCAAGGAGAAAACCAACUUGAUUCUGAACGACCUCGACGCAAUGGCCACGUCGCAGUUUUCCGAUCUCGUCCUGCGGCAUCGCGCGCGCCUCUUGGACGCCAACGGACCCAUCAAGACGCGCUGGGACGUGUUUGUUCUUCUCGUGCUGCUGCUAUUUCUCGUUCUGCUGCCCCUAGACGUGUGCUUUGACAUUGUGAAGAUUUCGCCGUCGUGCUUGACGCUGCAGGCGAUCGUCGACUUAACGCUGCUCCUCGACAUGCUCGUGACGUUUCGCACGGCGCGGCGCGAUGCCACCACGCAAGCGCUCCUCGUCGACGCCACCGAAGUCGCCAAGUCGUAUCUGUUUAGCGGCAGCUUUGUUGUCGACGCGGUCUCGUCGAUUCCAUCCGGGUACUGGGUCACUGACUACGUCCAUUUGAAACGCGCAGUACAAACCACGCGGAUCCUCUUUGUCUUUCGACUCUACCGGCUAUCGCAGGCCGACGUUGUGGGUCGCGUCGAGCGCCGCUUAUCGCUGCUCAUCCACCCGGUCUUUGUGCGCUUGGCUAAAGUGGUCCUGCUCUAUAUCGCGUUGCACCACUACCUCGGCAGUGUCUACUAUCUCAUCGUGUGCUACGAAGUCGGUGUCUACGAGAAGCACCUCGAGAAAAUGUGGCCCAUUCCCUUCGCGCUCACUGACCCGCUCUGGGUGCAGUACGUUGGCGCCUACUACCUAGUGUUUUCGCUCACGAGCGGGUCGUCGAUCCUAGCGAUCACCAAAGUCGAGCGCAUCUUUAGCUUUGUCGGCUUUGCGAUUGGCAUGAUUGUCAAUGCGUGUGUCUUUGGUAUUGUCGCGGGGUUGAACGAACAGCUGCACACGUCGUCGGACGAGCGCCAGUACCACACGGCGACGGUCGCGUCGCUAUUACGCGAUCAGAACGUCGAUGAGGAUGUCCAGCAGGCGAUUUACGACUACUACAACUCGACGUCGGGCGGGGAGCUCUUGGCGCACGAUACCAACAAGAUCUUUACGCCGGCGUUGCCCAGCAAAGUCGAGCUUCUUCUGCGCCACCACCUUCACCGCGGCGUGGUCAGAAAAGUACCCUUCUUUAGCACGCUCAAUUCCGAGCAAGUCAUGGCGCUGCUACUCAUGAUGACUGAGAGCAUUGCGGUUCCCGAGGAGGUGAUCGUCAAAGCCGGCGAAAAGGCCCACGCGUUUUACAUUAUUGAAACGGGCCUUGUUCGCGUGCUCGAUGCCCGAGGAAGCGUGCUCGCGACACUUGGGCCGGGCGGGUACUUCGGUGAAGUGAGUUUGAUGACGAACGAGCCAACGACGGCCCAUUGCAUUGCGCAAACGUACUGCAAGCUCAACUUGUUGCUCAAAGUGCACUUUGAUGCGUUCACGCAAGCCAACGAAGGUCUCAAGUCGUACCUCAACGAGACCAAAACCAAGCGGCUGCAAAUAUCGGCCAGUGCCGCCAAGCAGCCGAUGCUGCUGCUUCGAACGCUCGUGCACCCGAAGCCUACGCUCGUGGGACACCUCUUUGCACGGCAGCUGGCGAAACGCUUGGCGCGCCGCCAGCGCCAAAUCAUGCGCCUCCUCUCCGCGCACCGCGAGUCUGUGCGCCGCGAGUCGGUCAAGGGAUCCGGCACGCGCGCGAGCCAAGUGUCGCGACGUAGUCAAGGGAAGCCGACGACCUUGGUCUCGGCGGGUGCGCUGCAAAUGCACCUGCGCGCUCUCUCGCACUCACGCGCGCGCUCCCUCGUGCGGCUCCAACGCAUUUCACGAAGUGCGAUCGAGGCCGAUUGA
Molecule: messenger RNA, 1974 nt
Organism: Saprolegnia diclina VS20
Lineage: Eukaryota; Oomycota; Saprolegniomycetes; Saprolegniales; Saprolegniaceae
Exons: 6
Coding region: 1-1974 (657 amino acids)
Biological process (GO): potassium ion transmembrane transport; regulation of membrane potential
Cellular component (GO): membrane
Molecular function (GO): voltage-gated potassium channel activity
Source: RefSeq, a predicted model, not a curated record